CUAAUGAUGGGUACUGUGGUCGUUGUUACUGCAAUGAUCAAUCGAUGCCAAUACUUCCAGGUACAUGUUCAAGCUGCUAUGAGUCACGGUGUCUGUUGGUCACCGCUACAGUCACCUUUAUCGUACAUGACAUCGAAAGCCAUCAAGGACUUUUACAUUGCACACCAUCCGGCCUUCAAAGCUACUAUGUAUAUAUCCCCAUGUUCUAGGCUUUCCCGUACAUUCCUUUAUAAGGUUAAACCCGUACAGAUAACACGGCCCCCAGCUCGUCUAGCCUCCAAUCCAGCCAACCAAAUCUCUGAAACUCGGAGUUUGACGUCUAACCGACAAGGAGCCCAAUCAUUAUCCCCAUUCGUUUAGUCCACGCCCACCAGUAGCAUCACCCGAAAAUCAAUAGAAUUAGUGGUUACAACGUCUAUCGCGCGUUUCCUUAUUUGAUAUUUCAACCGGACCAAAUUCUCAAACACUUUCUGUUCGUCCUGUUGCUAGCCUUCUAGACCUCCCGCCCCCUGUGGUCGCACAUUCCCCGAUAAAGUUUUAGUUUGGUGUUGUGCCCAUGCCGGAUCCGAAACCCCAAAACAAAAAGGACAAACUCUAUCUCGCGUUGCGGGUUGUGCUCCGCAGGAUAGGCUGUUCCAUGAAGAUUCUAAAGCAGGUUGUGUGUUGGUGAUUUGAUCAAUGCCAC
Periconia digitata is the source of this 685-nucleotide messenger RNA. NCBI's taxonomy places the organism in Eukaryota, Fungi, Ascomycota, Dothideomycetes, Pleosporales, Periconiaceae. The record is from the annotation of a GenBank genome assembly.